AUGCAUUAGUUUAUUACGACAUAUAUUUGGCAAUCAGCUCCUAUUAACAUGAUUUCAUAUAUACGAUAUAACCGGACAGAAGUUAGUUUAAAUACCAAAAUGGUGGCAAAAUUUGUAAUAUUCUGUUUUGUUGCUGCUAUUUCGGAAGUCAACGGAAGACAAGAAACAAGACUCAGCAAAGAAAAUGCCUUGUCAUUCCUCGGCCGGAAGAUAUUAUCGUCUGCGAAACACGCAGAAUACUCGUCCUGUGCUGAUAGCUACUACUGUAGCAUGCACCUAAUGGAAUGUUCGACAGAAGAAGCUAAAGAGGACGUUUGCCAAGAUCAAUGUUCCUAUUUCCAGACUUGUUUUUUCCACUUAAAUGGAGCUGAUUGCUGGAGUCAAAAUACUCACUGUAGCAAAAUAGAACCUUUCAAACAAGGUAAAGGAAGCUUUGCCUUCUUGAUGAUACUCACCGUAGUGUGCAUCAGCUUGAGUAUUGCCCUGGUCGUCAUAUGUAUAAGGAAAUGCAAGAAGAAGCGGUCAACAUCUCCGAUGAGAUCCUGGCCGACAUAUCAAAACAGUUACAUUGGACAUGAACAAUAUGUUCAAUUUGUCAACCGAUAUCCAGUCAGCAACAAUCUUGGAAAUCAGCAAAUACCUGGAAGCAGUGGAAACAAUGGAAACAGCAGAAAUCUGCCCACAUAUGACGAGGCGGCAGGAGCAAAAAGGCCCGAGGUGAACGUAAGAAAUAAUCAACAACUAAGAGAAACCCCGACUGCACCUGGUCAUGAUCCAAUGCAAAACAUCCCACCGCUGCAGUUUAAUUAUACCUCAUCAUAGUGAAGAAUUGUAUGCUAAAAUUCCGCGUUGUUGGAAUUUGUUGACAAAAAAUUAUUAUUGUGUGUUUUAAAUGAAACAACUGACUAUAAACGAUUAAAAUGCUUGUAGAGAUAUGAUGUAAACAUCACAGUAUCUUACAUCUGUGUUUUAAAACCUUGAAAUUGAUUUUUUCCCAUUUCAGUUUAUUUUUUUCGAUGUACGUGAUCAUUCUGUGCUUACAUUUUUGAAAAUUAAGCAUAAGGAAUCUAUAUUCAUUUGGUACCUUAAACGCUUUAAAACUUUCUCGAUCGUUAAAAAUUAUUAUCUGUGUACAUGUAUACCAUAUUUUCUUGUUAUAUGCACACUAUACAGAUGAACCUCUUUUGCUAAAUAAACAUGUGACAAGG
Mytilus californianus (California mussel) is the source of this 1208-nucleotide messenger RNA. RefSeq lists its product as uncharacterized. The record is from RefSeq and is a predicted model, not a curated record. The transcript is spliced from 8 exons. NCBI's taxonomy places the organism in Eukaryota, Metazoa, Mollusca, Bivalvia, Mytilida, Mytilidae. Bases 49 to 822 code for a protein of 257 amino acids.